AUGAUUAGCUUAUUAAAAGUUGUUGAUGACGCCUUACAUCAUAUUGUGCAUACAUUUAGUUCAGAAGAUAUACGAAGAAUUUUAUGUGUUUUACCAAACCAGGUAAUACAUGGGAACAAAACGUCUUUAUGUAACCGUCUUAUAAAUUUUUUAACAUCAUCUGCUAGUCCAUCUCAAAAAUCUUUCGCGAAAAAAGAAAUUUUAAAAGUUCAUAAUGCUCGAUCAAAACAGAUAAAACAACUUAGAUUACUCAACAAACCUAUACCUACACCUCUAAUUCCAGCGCCUAUUGUUAUAAAUCCAACCGCAUCCAUAACAUUUGAACAUGAUCUACCAUUCUUUAAGACACUAAAAACUGUGGUAGCACCCUUAUACUGCAGUCCUACUUCUUCUAAAUUAAUUAGCAUCUAUUUUAUAGAAGAAAGUAUUAAAAAUUUUAUUGUUCAAUCAUGGGAUAAUAAAUCCAACAAAUAUAAGCAUACAAUUAUUUUAAGAUUAGAACAACUUGAAAGGAAAUCAUUAAUUGAACGUCUACCUUACAACCUUAAUGUUUCUCUGAAUGGUCGUCAAUGUAAGUUACCUGAGUUAAAUACGGGUGAUUUAGAGAUGGAAGAUGAGUCAAAACUGCCAGAAGUACCCGAGGAGUUAAACUCAACAGACGACGACAGCAUUUCAUUUCCAUGGCGACAGAAUAUUCCUAUAGAGUUAACUGAAUAUUUGAAUUUACAAACAGGUUUAAAGGAUUUAUUAGGUGUGUCAUGGUCAGAUGAACCAAUUAGUUAUAUUGUUGGUGUUUUUGUAGUCCAAAAAUUAACUUGGGAAGAUCUGAUUGUAGAACUUAUAAAAAAACCGACACGCGCCUAUGAAAAAACUUUAAAAUUUAUUAAGGAACUUAAUAAAAGUGAAAUCGACAUUAGAGUUGGCACUCAUUCUGUUACUAUCAAGGAUCCAUUAACUAUGCAAAGAAUGAAACUGCCUGCACGAGGUGUAGAAUGUGUACAUUUGCAAUGUUUUGAUGCAAUAAGUUUCUUACGAAUGAAUGAACAAAAACAAACAUGGUUAUGUCCAUUAUGUAAGAAACGAGUUAAAUUUGAAAACAUUGAAAUUGAUGAAUAUUUUCUUAAAAUAGUUCAAAGUCCAACUGUAAGUGAAGAAUGUGAAAAUGUUAUUUUAUUGGAAGAUGGUACUUGGGUUGAAACAAAAACUAAUGCUUUUUCAAGUAAUUCAAAAAGAAAGAACUGA
Molecule: messenger RNA, 1242 nt
Organism: Rhopalosiphum maidis (corn leaf aphid)
Lineage: Eukaryota; Metazoa; Arthropoda; Insecta; Hemiptera; Aphididae
Product: E3 SUMO-protein ligase PIAS3-like
Exons: 2
Coding region: 1-1242 (413 amino acids)
Biological process (GO): protein sumoylation
Molecular function (GO): zinc ion binding; SUMO ligase activity
Source: RefSeq, a predicted model, not a curated record